This is a messenger RNA of Daphnia pulicaria, 2622 nucleotides long. RefSeq lists its product as uncharacterized. The transcript has 14 exons. The record is from RefSeq and is a predicted model, not a curated record. The coding region runs from base 149 to 2527 and encodes 792 amino acids. Gene Ontology annotation, biological process: endosomal transport. Lineage: Eukaryota; Metazoa; Arthropoda; Branchiopoda; Diplostraca; Daphniidae. Gene Ontology annotation, cellular component: AP-type membrane coat adaptor complex; lysosomal membrane.
UUUCCGUAUGCCUCUAGGGCAUAUUGGCGCGUAGCAGCCGAAACUUGUUUAGUUGUUUGUAAUUAUUUUUUACUUUUGAAUGUUGUAGAACAUAUCUGAAGAAAGUCUAUCUUUGACGAUAAGUCGCAAAUAAAUGCAGAUUUAGGGAAUGGCGGGAAGUCUUCUCAAUAUAUUCUCUGUAUUACCAGCUGAUUGUCCUGAUAAACUGAAGAAGAUAAUCAAUGACAGCACAAAUCCCAAUGAAACACUGGACAAUCUCCUUAAGCUUUUAGGGGAUGUUGCAAACGAAUCUCACUUAGCUAAUGUUAUCCUUGAGUUAAUUCAACAAAUUUGCUCAAAUUCAGCCAUUCAUUCAUCAGAAAUAGAAUUCACAAUUUUAAGCUUUCAGAAUAUUUACAAUGUGAACCUUCUUAAAGUUGAUAUAAAAUGCAAAUUACUUGAAAUCAUUGUCACUGUCCUUGUCACCUACCAGCCAAGUCAGGAAGUAACCAAAGAUGUUGUUCAGUUUCUGUUAAACAUUCUAGAGAACAAAAGUGAACCUACAUCAUCUUGUCUCACCUCGAUUGAUUGUCUAACUGAAAUAGAGUUGAACAUGCCAGAAAGUUUGAAAACACAUAUAGAAACUUUUGUUGAUAUGUUAAAUCAUGAAGAAUUGAGCAACAAAGUAUCUGAAAUUACCUCACUGAUAAUAAGACAUGCAACUAGUCUGAUUCCAAACCAAUUUCAAAUUAUUCAUACACUUCUGGAAUUAUUACCGUCAUUGUACCCGUUUACAAUGGUCACUGUGACAAGAAAUAUUUUAGGUCUUUGUGGAAUUGGUUUUCAAACGGAAUUAGAAAACUCUGUCGAAAAAUUAAUUGAGAGGUACAAAACCACAUUUGACUUGUGCAUUUUGCAAACAAUUACAUCAAUCCAGGAACGUCUCAAUGGAAUUUCUAACGAGAGUGCCGUUUUCCUGUGUUCUACGCAUCCCGCAUUGCCUGUUGGACGAAAUUUGAUAGCUUUAGACUGGUUAGCCGCCUCAUCUCUUCUACUUAAGAGUGAAGCAAUUGAUAUCAAGCAAUUUCAACCUACGGAUUUCGAUGGAGCAGAUGCGCGUUUGAAAAAGCUAAUUUUUUUAAGCAAAGCUAUGCUUCACCAAUCGUUAGAUUCUACUCCAUUAUGUCUACACUUUGAGCAACUUGUCGCGUUUGCGGUGAAAAAUGGCACGAGUCGUUCAUUUGCUGCAGUUUUCCGAGUGAUGCGAAAUAUCCUUGAGAGUAGAUUCCCUAUAAAUGCAAUCCAAAUUGUGUUGCUCAACACCGUUGGUUUAGGUGCCCGGCACCCUGUUUGCUUGCCUCAUAUCGUUGAUUUCUUAAAGCAUGUUGGUUCAAAUCAACCGGAACAAUUAUCAGAGGCCAUUACAUUAGGGCUAGUCGACGCCUUUGAUGAAACGGACACCACUCUUUUCUUAAUGCCGCAUAUGGAACAUUUAAUUCAGUUUUUUACUGAAUCAACUUUGUAUCAAUACGAAUUCUGCCAACCACGCAUGAUUCUUCGAAUUAUACGUCGUGGCUUGGAAGAAAAUAAUAGUUGUGGUAGUGGAGUGGAGAUUUUGGAAUUGUGCCAAGCUUUGAUAAGGAAUCAGGACUACGAGAUUUUUCAACCAGAAUUAAAAACCGUUUUAUCUUUGGUUGAGACGUCGAAUGUCGAAUCGGAUGUCAAACAACGUGCAUGGAUGCUCCGAUCUCUAAUAACUCACGUUAAUACUGAGAGUUUAAAGGACGCGUUCGAUGCUGAUAUGGAUUUAUCGUCAACUGGCAAAAUAGAAAACACCGACUACUCAUUGAUUUUCAUGAAAGUUCUUUUCGAUUACAAGAUUGCCAACGCAAUAACAGCAGAAUCUCUUCCCGUUUGCUGGUCAUUAGAGCGGAAGCGAUCUAGUCGAUCUUUCUAUUUUCCAUUGGAGAUAAGUCUCGUUGAAAAUCAGAAAAACCCCUACCACGAGUUUUUCGGAUUGAAAAUCGAUUUCAUAGUAGACCCCAAGUUUGGCCGAGCAGAAUCCAUUUACAUCCCUGUACUGGAAAUUAACCAAGUGAGGAAGGCAUGCCUUCAGGUGCAUCCAAUGGCAUGUUCAGCUGUGACCAUUGAUUCAAGGGUUGUGAUGACUACAACUGAUGGUCGGAUAUUUCUUUCAAAACUUGAUCCUAUUCACCUGAAGUUGGAACACUUUUUGAGUCCGUUGUCGUCAACUGCUUCAUUUUCCGAGUUAUGGGAUCGCCUUACUAAUCAAAGUGAUAAGUGCUAUUCCAGCGCUUUGUUUCUUCCUCGACCCGAUCAACUGCUCCAAGCGAUCGAAUAUGGAGAAUUGGAGAGAUUCCAAAUGACGAAAAAGAAACCGACAGAAUUAGCUAUGGUUACUCCCGAUUCUUUUCUUGUUCUAGUUCAUAUUUUAUCAGUUAAAAAUAGCUGGAACGCUGAAAUUCUCGUCGAGGAUCCCUCCGUGUUGCCAGUUAUUCAUUCCCUGCUUAUCGAAUAUUCUACUUGAAAUUUAUUAUUAAGCUCAUUAUCUGGGUUUUCCAACAUCGGGAUCAAGUUUCAUUCAACACAAUAUUGUGAUCUAAUACACCAAAUUCGUAAUUA